AUGUUUUCGCAGUAAUCAUAAGAACCUUGGUCGAGAAAAUCCAGUAGAAGUGGAUUCUUUGGAGGUAAUAUGGUUGGUGGGGGUAGCGCAAGUGGCAUGUUUAAGUUAUCAAGAAAUAGUAUGUAAAAUUAUAGAUCAACUCCAAUAGAGUUCCGAAAAGUUGAAAAUUAAAUCAUAGAAGAGGAACAUAAUAACUUACCUGCUUAGGUAAAAAGAGAGUCAAUCAUACACAAUAAUAGAGAAGGAGUUAUUACCAAUCAAAGUCAAGAUCAAAUUUAAGAUUCACCUAAUAAAUCUCAGCAAUUUCACUAACUAAAAUAAAAGAAAUUUGAAUUGGAUUAGAAAGUGAUAAAGAAAUCAAGUUCACAUAUGAACAGAAAAAUACCCUAUGGUGACCACUUUAAUAUUGAAGAGAUGGUGUACUAAGGUGGGUUUUUACUAAAGCCAAAGUCUAAAGUAUCCCUAGGCUAAAGCAACAGUUAAUCUAAGCAGCAAAGCUAGAUAGUCAAGGAGCUUAAAGAUUAGCAGAAAAAUUACAUGCAAGUUCAGAGUUUAAAUUGCUUAAUCAAAGAGAAGAUUGUGACCCAUAAAGAGUCUAGGGGGAAAAUCAAAUCUCUAAAGAAUGUUGAGUAAGAAUAGGAAAACUAUUUAAAGAGUUUGAAUGCUAAAAAUAGACGACUUCUUUUGACCUAGAUACCUGCUCCUUUAACUAUAUCACCCUCGAAAGAAUAAUUAAGGUUGGAUUCAAGGCAAUCUAAGUUAGACUCUUAUGACUAGUCACCAUUAUCCUACAAAAUUAUGAGUCCAGUUUAAAAAGUCCUUGUGAAACAGAAGAUGCACCUGAGAAAUCCUUCAAAUGAAAUUGUAGGUUUUAAUGAUGGCAACAAUUAAAUUCUUGAAAGAACUUAAGAAGUCGAAACUUCAUUAGAUAGAACAACUUACAGAGACAUGAAAAAUCAAAUGAGGACCUCAAAGGAUAGUAAUCAAAUGAAGAUUAGUGAAAAUCAUGAUUUAGAAAUGCGAGGUAGUAAAGUUAAACCUUAAUAACCUCCUAUAUUGGGUAACUUAGGCAAUAAAAAGAAGAAGACUAUGAAUUUUGAUUUGAAAAAUUUAAGUACUUUUGAUAAAUAUCUGGAAAAGGAGGAUAAAUAAGAGGAAAUAUAAAUUCCAGAUACAGGGAAAUUAACUGGUAACUCCUUUGCCCAGUAAAUAGUGCAAUCAGAGUAUCUAAUAUAGCAUAGAUAAUUAUUGAAUAAGAGAAAAAUAAUGAAGGAAAAUAGGAGUUAGCCAAGAAGUUUUAACAAUUUAUCAGCUUGGUGA
Messenger RNA from Stylonychia lemnae, 1320 nucleotides. NCBI's taxonomy places the organism in Eukaryota, Ciliophora, Spirotrichea, Sporadotrichida, Oxytrichidae. The record is from the annotation of a GenBank genome assembly.